Messenger RNA from Aspergillus puulaauensis, 978 nucleotides. Its product is annotated as palmitoyl-protein thioesterase family protein. NCBI's taxonomy places the organism in Eukaryota, Fungi, Ascomycota, Eurotiomycetes, Eurotiales, Aspergillaceae. Gene Ontology annotation, molecular function: palmitoyl hydrolase activity; thiolester hydrolase activity. The coding region runs from base 1 to 978 and encodes 325 amino acids. The record is from RefSeq and is a predicted model, not a curated record. The transcript has a single exon. Gene Ontology annotation, cellular component: lysosome.
AUGCGAAACUUAAUACACAUUCCGCUUCUUGCAGUUCCAGCUUUUGCUGCUGCUCUCCCAGCCUCCUCACCCUCAGAACUCACUCCGCUCCCCCUCGUAAUCUGGCACGGCUUGGGCGACGACUACACGCGCGCAGGCCUCAAAGACCUCGUCUCCUUCGCCGAGUCCACAAACCCAGGGACCUACGUCCAUCUAAUCCACAUCGGCGACUCCUCUUCUGCCGAUCGCCAAGCGACGUUUCUUGGAAACGUCACCGAGCAGGUGUCUACCGUCUGCGAUCAACUCGCCGCCGAGCCCAUCCUCUCGACCGCACCGGCCGUCAACGCCCUUGGUUUCUCGCAAGGCGGCCAGUUCCUCCGCGCCUACAUCGAGCGAUGCAAUAACCCGCCUGUCCGUAACCUCGUCACCUUCGGCAGCCAGCACAACGGCAUCUAUGAGUUUCAGGAAUGCGGCUGGGGCGAUUUUGUUUGUCGCGGCGCGGAAGCCCUCCUCCAUGCCGGACGCUGGUCGAACUUUGUACAGUCGCAGUUUGUGCCGGCGCAGUACUUCCGCGAUCCUGCUGAGCUGGAUGCGUACCUCGAGAACAGCAAUUUCCUGGCGGAUGUGAAUAAUGAGCGGGAGGUGAAGAAUGCGACCUACAAGGAAAACCUGAGUGGUUUGAACCGAUUUGCGAUGCUUAUGUUCAAGGACGAUAAGAUUGUACACCCGAAGGAGACAUCGUGGUUUGCGGAUGUUGAUAAGGAGACUGGAGAGGUGACGCCGUUGCGGGAGAGGGAGAUCUACAAGGAGGAUUGGCUGGGAUUGAGGGAGUUGGAUGAGAAGGGUGCGUUGGAGUUUGGGACCUUGCAGGGGAAUCAUAUGCAGUUGGCCGAAGAUGAUCUAGAGAGGGUGUUUACGGAGUAUUUUGGUCCCGUGGAGGUUGAGCUGCCGCCUGUGCAGGGCCAGAGAGAGGUCCUUGUGAACCAGGGAGGCUAUUAG